Molecule: messenger RNA, 2233 nt
Organism: Ochotona curzoniae (black-lipped pika)
Lineage: Eukaryota; Metazoa; Chordata; Mammalia; Lagomorpha; Ochotonidae
Gene: SMAD7
Product: SMAD family member 7
Exons: 4
Coding region: 224-1498 (424 amino acids)
Biological process (GO): regulation of transcription by RNA polymerase II; SMAD protein signal transduction; BMP signaling pathway
Cellular component (GO): heteromeric SMAD protein complex
Molecular function (GO): transcription regulator inhibitor activity; I-SMAD binding
Source: RefSeq, a predicted model, not a curated record
CGGCGGGCGCCCCCGGGCCCCCGCGCGCGCCCCGGCCUCCGGGAGACUGGCGCAUGCCACGGAGCGCCCCUCGGGCCGCCGCCGCUCCUGCCCGGGCCCCUGCUGUUGCUGCUGUCGAUUGCGUCUGCUGCCUCAACUCGGCGCCCGACUUCUUCAUGGUGUGCGGAGGUCAUGUUCGCUCCUUAGCCGGCAAACGACUUUUCUCCUCGCCUCCUCGCCCCGCAUGUUCAGGACCAAACGAUCUGCGCUCGUCCGGCGUCUCUGGAGGAGCCGUGCGCCCGGCGGAGAGGACGAGGAGGAGGGUGCAGGGGGAGGCGGCGAGCUGCGGGGAGAAGGGGCGACGGACGGACGGGCGCAUGGAGCCGGUGGCGGCAGCGGCGCGGGCAGGGCUGGUUGCUGCCUGGGUAAGGCAGUUCGAGGUGCCAAAGGUCACCAUCAUCCUCACCCCCCAGCCGCGGGCGCCGGGACGGCCGGGGGCGCCGAGGCGGACCUGAAAGCGCUCACGCACUCGGUGCUCAAGAAACUGAAGGAGCGGCAGCUGGAGCUGCUGCUCCAGGCCGUGGAGUCCCGGGGCGGUACGCGGACCGCGUGCCUCCUGCUGCCCGGCCGCCUGGACUGCAGGCUGGGCCCGGGAGCACCCGGCGGUGCGCAAACCGCGCAGCCUUCCACGUCCUACUCGCUCCCCCUCCUGCUGUGCAAAGUGUUCAGGUGGCCGGAUCUCAGGCAUUCCUCGGAAGUCAAGAGGCUGUGUUGCUGUGAAUCUUACGGGAAGAUCAACCCCGAGCUGGUGUGCUGCAACCCCCAUCACCUUAGCCGACUCUGCGAACUAGAGUCUCCCCCGCCUCCUUACUCCAGAUACCCGAUGGAUUUUCUCAAACCAAGUGCAGACUGUCCAGAUGCUGUGCCUUCCUCCACUGAAACAGGGGGAACGAAUUAUCUGGCCCCUGGGGGGCUUUCAGAUUCCCAACUUCUUCUGGAGCCUGGGGAUCGGUCACACUGGUGCGUGGUGGCAUACUGGGAGGAGAAGACGCGCGUGGGGAGGCUCUACUGUGUCCAGGAGCCCACCCUGGACAUCUUUUAUGAUCUACCUCAGGGGAACGGCUUCUGCCUCGGCCAGCUCCAUUCGGACAACAAAAGUCAGCUGGUGCAGAAAGUGCGGAGCAAAAUUGGCUGCGGCAUCCAGCUGACGCGGGAGGUGGAUGGCGUGUGGGUGUAUAACCGCAGCAGCUACCCCAUCUUCAUCAAGUCCGCCACACUGGACAACCCAGACUCCAGGACGCUGUUGGUGCACAAGGUGUUCCCUGGCUUCUCCAUCAAAGCAUUCGACUAUGAGAAGGCGUACAGCCUGCAGCGGCCCAACGACCACGAGUUCAUGCAGCAGCCGUGGACUGGCUUCACCGUGCAGAUCAGCUUCGUCAAGGGCUGGGGCCAGUGCUACACCCGCCAGUUCAUCAGCAGCUGCCCGUGCUGGCUGGAGGUCAUCUUCAACAGCCGGUAGCCACGUGCCGGAUGGGACACGGACGGGAUACAGAGCAUCAGCCGAGCAGGCCACCGAGCAGGCCACCGUUCAAACUACUUUGCUGCUAAGACUUCCCUCCUGCGUGCUUGCUUUUCAUGCAGACUCUUUGGGUCGUAUUUUUUUUUUCCUCGUCGUCCUUGUCAUUUUUGUGUUCUAUUUUGUUUUGAGAAAUAGCUUAUGGAAAGAAUUGUUGGAUUUUUUUGUUUUUUUCCUAAAGCGGGGUUGGGGAGCAGGUAUGGUUGACAGGGACACCCCUCGUCAGAAAAGGAGGAAGCAGUGUGUAUGAAUGAGGAGCAGCCCUCACCUCUAUUUGUCAUUUCACCUGUCGGGAGUGUAUGUGUGAGUGUGUGCAUGCGUGUGUGUGCGUGAAGGAUGGAAGGGGCGUGGCAGAGAAAGGACAUCCUGUUUGCUCCUGAUAAAUGUCCCCAUCAUAAGGUUGGUGGCCCCAGCUGUGUGUCUUUUGCCAGUAGGACAUGCCCAGUAGGGCACAGGCAGUACCUGGGCAAGCUGGUGGCUCCUGGCCACGGGAGCCUCCCCAGGUCCCUGUGUCCCCCGCCCCCUGCCACCCCCCACGCUUCCUCCCUUCGAGGACUCGGGCCUACUCACAGGCUUCUGAGAAGCCGGCCAGUUAGGGGCUCCACCAGACCCAGUCGCUUCCAUCCCCUCCUUACUCCUCCUUUGGCCACGCCCCGCCGGGCUGCUGUCCUGUUGUCU